GACCAUGAGUACCAUGAAGAGAUAAGGGAUUGAAUAGAAGGGGUAAGGAAGUGAUCCAAUAAACUCAACAAUGAGUUGUACAAUAAGCUUCCACCCCGUCAAAGCUCUGCCUUUCCUCUCCCCUCCUAAAUGCAAACCUGGUUUCUCCGUUAUCACUUGUGCGCACAAGAAACAACCUUCGAAUAAUGGAAGCAAUAUUUCUUUGAAGUUAAGCAAUGAUAUUAAAUCUAAUUGGGUGUUUCAAUUUGGACUUUUGGCAACCACUGUUGCAGAACCAGCAUUGGCAGUUACAGGAGUAAAUAAUCAGGAAGAUUUGAUUUGGGUUUUGCUUAAAGCUGGAGUUGUGGGUUUUUGUUACUUCCUUAUCAUGCCACCGAUAAUCAUGAACUGGCUAAGAAUUAGAUGGUACAGAAGAAAUCUGCUUGAGAUGUAUUUUCAAUUCAUGUUUGUGUUCAUAUUUUUCCCAGGGAUUUUGGUGUGGGCGCCAUUUCUAAACUUCAGGAAAUUCCCACGGGACCCAACUAUGAAGUAUCCAUGGUCUAAACCAGAGAAUCCAUCAGAGGUUAAGGGUGGGUUUCUCAAAUAUCCAUGGGCUACUAUUGAAGAUUACGAAUGAGGAUGAAAGGAUUUUCUCCCUAAUUGAAUUGGCAUUACGACUCAUGUAAAUUGAUUACUGCUUAACAUAUAUAUAAGGACCUUUUUAUGCAA
This is a messenger RNA of Spinacia oleracea (spinach), 708 nucleotides long. RefSeq names its product NAD(P)H-quinone oxidoreductase subunit L, chloroplastic. The record is from RefSeq and is a predicted model, not a curated record. NCBI's taxonomy places the organism in Eukaryota, Viridiplantae, Streptophyta, Magnoliopsida, Caryophyllales, Amaranthaceae. Gene Ontology annotation, molecular function: oxidoreductase activity, acting on NAD(P)H, quinone or similar compound as acceptor. Bases 71 to 616 code for a protein of 181 amino acids. The transcript has 5 exons.